AUGAGUGAAGGGACAAAGACAAGCGGCGGCGGCGGAGCUUCGGUGGCGGCGCUUAUGUCUUCUUCGGACGAUCGCAAAUCUACCUCUGUUAAGAAAGUCACCAUUAAGAGCUCGGAUAUGAAAGAGGACUUGCAGAAAGAAGCCAUCGACAUUGCCAUUGCUGCGUUUGAGGAUUCUAAAGUGGAGAAGGAUGUAGCAGAGCACAUAAAGAAGAUGUUUGACAAAAAAUACGGCCCAACUUGGCAUUGCAUCGUCGGCAAGAACUUCGGUAAAAUCGAACCUCACCAUGUGUUUUGCUUCUCGGUUUUCUUGCAUUUUUGCUUGCAUUGUGUCUCAAGUCCCAGAAAUGUGACUUCUGGGCCAGAAAUCACAUUUCUGGACAAGAAAUCAAUUUUUAGUCCAGAAAUCGAUUUCUGGCCCAGAAAUCACAUUUCUGACUCAGAAAUCGAUUUAUGGGACGUAAAUGUGAAUAAGCACGAAAUCGAUUUCUGGCCCAGAAAUCACAUUUCUGACACAGAAAUGUGA
Striga hermonthica is the source of this 525-nucleotide messenger RNA. The record is from the annotation of a GenBank genome assembly. Lineage: Eukaryota; Viridiplantae; Streptophyta; Magnoliopsida; Lamiales; Orobanchaceae.